Molecule: messenger RNA, 2026 nt
Organism: Pseudogymnoascus destructans
Lineage: Eukaryota; Fungi; Ascomycota; Leotiomycetes; Thelebolales; Thelebolaceae
Exons: 1
Coding region: 269-1351 (360 amino acids)
Source: RefSeq, a predicted model, not a curated record
UUCGUUUUCAUUAUCUUGUUUGUUUCGAUAGGGAGGACAGUGCCCGGUUGAGGAUCUCUCAUAUAGAAAGAAGUCGAUCGACUCGGCUCGAUUGCGUAUAUAUCAAGUCAGCAGAGGCCGGAUCCUCCUUACGCCUCGACGGACUCUCGAUACGACCUGGAUCACUCCAUUUACGACGGAUAGAAGUCGCCAGUACAGCACACCUACACCAACGACAACCUCACGAAUUCCUCAUUAAACGAGACGCCGACUCUAGAAUGCUAGCAUCAUGAGCCACCAAGCCGACAUGUCGCACACCUCCCCACCCAAACGGCCCCGACUAUCCCUCCAGAUCAAAACUCCAAGCGCACCGAUGACGCUGAAUGAGUCCUCCACAGCCCUCAAAGCCGACAUCGAUCCCCCCUCCCCCACAGCCUUCAACACCCUCUCCAACGCCUACGCCGUUGCCAUCUCGCCCGCCUCGCCGCUCCCCAUGUCCGCCGCGCCCACAACGACCGCAUCUUUUUCGGCCAACACUGCACGGCCGAAAUCGCUACGCCUUGUAGCAAGCGCGGCGCCUCAAACGGCGCUCCUUCCAUCUCAUUGCAUCCGGACACCGGGUCCCUUUACAGUUGUUUACCCCGAUACCCCGACGACGCAGGCUCCCACGCCUGUUACGGCUCACCCGGAUGUAGCGCUACAGGCGCCAUUUACAUUCAAGCCUCCGCAGUCUGCGCACCCCUCUUCGCCUUCAUCUACAUCAUCUACAGGCACCAACGCCACGACAGCAACAGCCUCCCGCGUCCGCCGCAUCAACGUCUCCAUACCCACCACCCUCGCACCAUCUCCUUUCCCCUCGUCACCACGCACACCCCGCCGAGCAACAACGGGAUCUUCAACGCCAUAUAAAGCGCCCUACACGCACCCGCAGAGUUUACGGUCUAUACUCCGCAACUCACCCCUCCCGGCUAGGACAGCGGAUGCAGUAGCGACGGUAGAGAAAGGGGGGAGGAGAGUGGGCUAUAAUGACCCUCUUACGCAGACGAUAACGACAGAGCUGUACGUGCGGCCACACGUUGAGUUACUUGGGGAAGACGACGCGGGGGUUGAUGGAGAGGCGGAGGCUGAGGCAGAGACGGGGAUUGAAGCCGUGUUGGCGUAUGAUGGGGCUACGAGGGAUGGAGGGCAGACUCCUGGCCCGUUUGAGGAGAUGAGAAGGCGGAUGGCGGGGUUGGGUGAGGAGGAGGUGGGGGGAGGAAGAGGAAGAAGGAGAAGAAGAGGGCGUGGGUUUGGACUAUUGGGGUUGGGGAGGAGGGGAGGAGGAAGGGGGGAUAAGGAGACGGAGGGGAGAAGGGGGGGUUGGAGAUUCUGAGGCCGAGUACGUAUAUACCGACGGUGCCGAUGGUGGUAGUCGCGGCGCCGAUAGGGGGGGAGGGUGCAAAGGGGGGGGGAUAUGAAUUAUGAGUUAUGUUGGCGGAUAAACACAGCACAUAGUUGUUGCGAUCCGGGAAGCGUGUAGUAGGACAUUACAUUAUUAUAUAAUAAUCAAACCGUCUACCCACGCACACAUCUACCUGUGCACAACGCAGAAAUUUCCCAUCACAUCUACCAUCCUUCGCACAGCGAACACUAGGUUCCUUCCCCCCCAGUUAGUAUGAUACAGCACAGAAGGGGGGGACGCACAGGCAAUCGUCUUGGUUGUAGAACCAUACGGGCAGCUAGAGGAUACGGUUGAUGGGGGUGGGCUAUGAAGGGGGAGGUCUGUUAGGGUUGGAUAUAUAGGGAUAUGGAAAGUGGUCCGUUAUCUCACUUGGAUCAGGCGAAUAUGAGAAGUAGACAGGAACGGGUAAUGUGAAUAGAAACGGCGGUAAGGACUAAGGGAGCUGUCUGUAUCAUUGGUGCGGCGGCAAUGGCGGCGGGGUAGACCCGUUGGAAGACAACUCUAUGCCGCUAAAAUGGCGUCGGCGUGCGCAGGAGGACUUAUAUCAGCUAUCAGCAUUUUUGAUCUAGCAAGUUCAUAUAUUUCAAGACAUUAUAUUCAAUUGAC